GACGCAAGGCGUGACGUCAUCAAAUCAUUUUAAUCAAACUAUGCUGUUGCUUUCUUCACCUUCUGCAUUGGUUGCCAGAUUCCACCGCUCUCUUCUACACAAUCCAUUUCUUCCAUCGCCCUCUUUUUCUGGACUUCAAAUUGGAACUGCUGCUACACUUCGCCCCAUCCGUUGUUCAUCAAAUAUGGUCAAAGCGAUCAGAAUUCACGAACACGGACGCCCUGAGGUUUUGAAAUGGGAGGAUGUGGAAAUAGGGGAGCCAAAAGAAGGAGAAAUCAAGGUCAAAACUAAGGCUAUUGGUCUCAACUUCAUUGAUGUUUAUUUCCGGAAAGGAUUUUACAAGGCUCCAACAAUGCCUUUCACACCAGGAAUGGAGGCCGUUGGUGUGGUAACUGCUGUAGGUCCUGGGCUUACUGGGACAGUAGUUGGAGAUCUUGUUGCUUAUGCUGGUAAUCCAAUGGGCGCAUAUGCAGAAGAGCAAAUCCUUCCUUCUGAAAGAGUAGUCCCCGUGCCUCAGUCUAUUGAUCCUGUUAUAGCAGCAUCGAUUAUGCUCAAGGGGAUGACUGCUGAGUUUCUAGUUCGCCGAUGUUUCAAAGUUGAACCAGGGCAUACUGUCCUUGUUCAUGCUGCAGCUGGUGGAGUAGGGUCUCUCUUAUGCCAAUGGGCAAACGCCCUUGGUGCCACAGUUAUUGGAACUGUCUCAACUAAAGAGAAAGCAGCUCAAGCUAAGGAGGAUGGUUGCCAUCAUGCUUUAUUGUACGAGGAAGAUUUCGUUAGUCGCGUCAAUGAGAUAACAUCUGGUAAAGGAGUUGAAGUGGUCUAUGAUUCUGUUGGAAAGGAUACAUUUGAGGGCUCGUUGGCAUGCUUGAAAGUUCGUGGGUACUUGGUUAGCUUUGGUCAGUCCUCUGGUGCUCCAGACCCAAUACCCUUAUCGGCUCUUGCUGCAAAAUCUCUCUUCUUGACAAGGCCUUCUAUGAUGCAAUACACUGCAACGAGGGAUGAACUGCUGCAUUCUGCUUCUGAGGUUUUCACAAAUGUUGGAGCUGGUGUCUUACGUGUUCGAGUAAAUCAUACAUACCCCUUAUCGCAGGCUGCACAAGCCCAUUCAGAUCUUGAGAACAGAAAAACAUCUGGAUCCGUUGUGCUUAUACCAUAAGGGUGUUAGUGGCUGCGUGUCGAGGCUGAAUCACACUCGAAUAAGGAUAAAUUAAAUCUCACUAAUGUUUGUAUUUCAAGAAGACAAAGAAUGUCUAAAAAAUGUUUGUUUUAACAUGGGUUUCCCAUGUGGAUUUCUUUUUAUGUUUUCAGCAAUGUGUGAAUGCUCGAGUUAUGUUCUUUUACGGUCCACUUGAUUUAGGAAACAUACCAUUUUAUAUUCCAA
Messenger RNA from Salvia splendens (bonfire salvia), 1381 nucleotides. Its product is annotated as quinone oxidoreductase. NCBI's taxonomy places the organism in Eukaryota, Viridiplantae, Streptophyta, Magnoliopsida, Lamiales, Lamiaceae. The transcript is spliced from 5 exons. The record is from RefSeq and is a predicted model, not a curated record. Gene Ontology annotation, molecular function: NADPH binding; quinone reductase (NADPH) activity; mRNA 3'-UTR AU-rich region binding. Bases 41 to 1156 code for a protein of 371 amino acids. Gene Ontology annotation, cellular component: cytosol.